Molecule: messenger RNA, 273 nt
Organism: Trichomonas vaginalis G3
Lineage: Eukaryota; Parabasalia; Trichomonadida; Trichomonadidae
Product: nuclear-transcribed mRNA catabolic process, deadenylation-dependent decay
Exons: 1
Coding region: 1-273 (90 amino acids)
Source: RefSeq, a predicted model, not a curated record
AUGAACAACAUUUUCAAUGAUAAUUCAUAUGAUGAAAAUGUUCUAAAACAGAUUUUUCCACAAGUCAACAGUCUUAAAGAGAGUGUCAUUUUUGUUAGUUUCCUUUUGUCGAAUAUGCCAAACUUGCAACAGUUAAAGACGAACACGACAACAGACGAGAUCAAAGUUUGUUUGUCUUUCAUCAGUGUUCUUAAUCUUUGCCAAACACCAGAACAGCGUACUAUGAUAUGUAACUCUGUUUUAGACCAAGUUCGAAGUGAAAACACUAAAUAA